Aspergillus aculeatinus CBS 121060 is the source of this 1540-nucleotide messenger RNA. RefSeq names its product amidase. The record is from RefSeq and is a predicted model, not a curated record. The coding region runs from base 41 to 1540 and encodes 499 amino acids. NCBI's taxonomy places the organism in Eukaryota, Fungi, Ascomycota, Eurotiomycetes, Eurotiales, Aspergillaceae. The transcript has 4 exons.
CUUACCCUCCCGCUAAUCACGAAUCAAUUGCUCGAGCAAGAUGACCGAGUGGAACGUACUAACUGCAACUGCAACGCAGCUGAGCCGUUUCCUGCAGGAGGGCCACACGACGAGUCACGACAUCGUCCAGGCCUACCUGGCACAGAUCGACCAGCACAACCGCGCCGGCCUGCAGCUGCACGCGUUGAUUUCCGUCAACCCCGCGACGGCCCUGGCCCAGGCCGCCGCCCGCGACCGCGAGCGAGCCCAGGGUCGCAUCCGCGGCCCCCUCCACGGGGUCCCAAUCAUCGUCAAGGAUGCUAUCAUCACGUCGCGCGCGUUGGGACUCCCCACCACUGCCGGGGCCGUGGCCUUUCAGGAUACCUACGGAUGCGCCAACGCAGCGAUUAUCGAGUCUCUGCUCGACCAGGGAAUGAUCAUCCUCGCCAAAGCGAGUAUGACGGAGUUCUGCGGCCUCAAGGCGACCUGUAUCACCGCGGGCUGGUCGGCCGUGAACGGCCAGACCCAGUCCCCCUAUAUUGCGGGGGGGUUCCGCCCGGACGAUCUCUUUAUCGGUCGCUCGGGGCCCGGAGGGUCCUCGUCGGGGUCAGCCGUGGGCAUCGCGGCGGGCUUUGCGCCGCUGGCUCUGGGCACAGAGACCUCGGGCUCUGUCUGCAUGCCCGCCAAUCGCGCGGGGCUGUACUCCAUCACCGUCACGCAGGGCUCGGUUCCCCUUGAGGGGGUCUUUUCCCUGAGUAGGGACUUUGACAAGAUAGGGGCUAUGGCGCGGUGUCCCGGGGACCUCGCGCUGGUGUCACAAGCUCUGAAUGGAGUGGAGUACAAGCCGCCGGCGGGAUGGACGGACGUGUCGGUCGGCUUCGUUGAUCCUCUCGUGUGGGAUGCUUUCGCGUUUCAGAAGUCACCAGACCAGGAUGUAGAGCGGCAAAUUUUGAGUAGCUAUGAGUGGGCGAGAUCGCAGAUUGCGCAGCGAGGAGGCCGCGUUGUCUACCCGGUGGAGUUGCCCACGAUGGAGAGUCUGCACUACGAGGGCCAGAGUGUGAACUACUCCGUCGCAUUCUAUGAGUUUCCGAAGCUGUUCGAGACAUUCUGCUCCAUGCUAGAGGAGCCAAAAGUGCAAUCGGUUCCGGAACUGAUUGAAUGGAACAAGGAUCAUGCCUCAAUUGCGAUGCCGCCACCACAUACUGAUCAAACUGACUUGCUGGAGACGCUAAAAUCGUCCAUGGAUGAUGAGAAAGCAGCCGCAGCAAAGACUUACGCUCAACGACUCGCGGGACCAGAGGGUAUCGACGCAACGGUUGAAAAGCACGGAGUCGAUAUCAUCAUCGGACCGGGAGACUGCGCUAUCUGCGCGGUUGCUGCUCUUGCGGGAUAUCCUACCGGUAUGGUUCCUCUCGGGCGCUUGGAAGGGCCAGGUGGGCUGGGUCAGCCUCAAGGAUUGAUGUUGAUAAGCCGCGCUGGGGGGGAACAAAAGCUUCUACAGUUUAUGCAUCAGUGGAAAGAGAUAGCAGGAGACUGGGAGGUUCCCCCUUUACUGGCUUGA